AUGGAGACAACAUCAGAUCCAAGCAAUGAUGAAGUCUAUGUUUGCAAAAGCAUGGAUAUGAAUGACAUCCUGAGCAUAAAAAUAGUGUGGAGCGAAGAAGUUGAAGUUAAUGGAAGCCAACAUAAAAAAAAGCGAGACAAAUUCGACCAGAAUGGACAUGAGAUAGUUGGCUAUAUAAGAAAGUCAACCGGCGAAAAAGACGAUAUCACACGAAUUCGUCUAUUAAAUCAAAUUAGUGUAAAUCUCAGAGAAAGAUCCCUUGUAACAAAAGUGUUUGCCAGUUUUUCCUGUGAAUCAAAUCAACCUUUGCUUGCUAGAGACUUAAAAAAGAAUACUGGUGUAUUGUCAGGAAUUAUUGCCGAUGGAGACAUGCAGGUAAUUGACUUUACAGGAUUAACUACAAAUCCUGAAGACCUGGAACAAUUCUUGAAGAACAGUCCGAAUAUAGUCAAGAUAAUUAUCGACAAACUCCCAUACACUAACACAAUACAUAUUUAUAAUUCAGACGAGCUUUUAAACAGCCCAGACAAACUUCAAGAGUUUAAAUGCAGAAGCACAGUUCCGGAGAUUGUUAACUUGCCAGGUUCAUUAGCAAGAAGGAACCAGUGUUUGGUUGUGGAGUAUGUUCUUCACUCAAUUGUGGAGUGUAGAGAUCUUCUUUAUAGCAUAUCUCUGUGUCUAUUCCCUCAAUUGCACUCAGUAAUUCCUUGGUCUUUUGCUCGUUGUAUGGCUGAUGAGAAUGAAGAAGAAAGUGGAAAAAAAGGUGGAAAGAAAAGUGAACAAGAUAGUUUCUUUGUAUUCUUUGGCCAAGACAGUGGACAAGAUAAUUCGAGUCUUUUGGUAGAGGCUGUAGGCCGACUACUUAUUCAUACUAUGCGAGGCAACAGAGACUCUGGUUGA
This is a messenger RNA of Phycomyces blakesleeanus NRRL 1555(-), 900 nucleotides long. RefSeq lists its product as hypothetical. NCBI's taxonomy places the organism in Eukaryota, Fungi, Mucoromycota, Mucoromycetes, Mucorales, Phycomycetaceae. The transcript is spliced from 9 exons. The record is from RefSeq and is a predicted model, not a curated record. Bases 1 to 900 code for a protein of 299 amino acids.